AUGGCACGCACACCAACCGGCAUACCGACCGACCCGCCACUGACGGCCAAAGGCGUACAGCAGAGUAAGGAGCUGGCAAAUUAUCUAGCCAAAGUAGAGCCUCCGGUGGACAGGAUCUACUCUAGCCCGUUUUAUCGCUGCUUGCAGACGCUGAAGCCAUUCAGCGACACGUACUUCAAUGAGGGGAAAGAGACCAGGGGUAAAAUUAGGGUCGACCGUGGGAUAGGGGAGUUCUUUGGACGCGCCCAUUUUGAACAUCCGGAGCCGCCCAGUCUCAAGCUCCUGACUCCGCACUUUGACAACUUGGAUGCCGAUUAUGUUUCCGUGCACAUGGCGGGGUCCAGGGGUGAGUCGAUUGUGGAACUGCACCAACGUGUUAGGAAGGCGCUAGAGCAUAUUGUCACGACCCUUGAUAAUGAUCCGGAGCACCCAAAAAGUGUUUUGCUUUGCACUCAUGCGGCUACUAUGAUUGCUGCUGGUAGGGUACUGACAGGUCAGAUGCCGGAGAAUCCCGAUGAAGACGACUUUAAGUGCUAUACGGCUGGCCUAUCCAGAUUCGUUCGGAGGUCGGCAGACCCCGAAAAGGGCAUCGCCGGGAACUGGGAAUGUGAGCUCAACUCUGAGACAUCUUUCUUGUCUGGCGGUGCUGAAAGAGGUUGGCAUUUCGAUGGCGAAGAAAGUUUUGUCGAUUUCUCGGAUACGGGUAUGAAUGGUGAGAGUGAAUCGAAAUUGUGA
Bipolaris maydis ATCC 48331 is the source of this 735-nucleotide messenger RNA. Its product is annotated as histidine phosphatase superfamily. The record is from RefSeq and is a predicted model, not a curated record. Lineage: Eukaryota; Fungi; Ascomycota; Dothideomycetes; Pleosporales; Pleosporaceae.